This is a messenger RNA of Penicillium diatomitis, 1398 nucleotides long. RefSeq names its product D-3-phosphoglycerate dehydrogenase. The transcript is spliced from 7 exons. The record is from RefSeq and is a predicted model, not a curated record. The coding region runs from base 1 to 1398 and encodes 465 amino acids. Lineage: Eukaryota; Fungi; Ascomycota; Eurotiomycetes; Eurotiales; Aspergillaceae. Gene Ontology annotation, molecular function: oxidoreductase activity, acting on the CH-OH group of donors, NAD or NADP as acceptor; NAD binding.
AUGACGUCGGCCAGAGAUAUCCGUCCUCGCAGCGACGAGCUGCCCCUGCACUUGUCGACUUCUCCCUCCGCCUCUUUCCAUUCACCUUCCAGUCACACCUCCGCUCUCAAUCGCACAAAUUCCGCCGUCAAUGCUAAGCACUUGAAGCCCUUUGCCACUGAGGACAUCAAGGUCUUGCUCCUCGAGAAUGUCAAUCAGGCCGGCCGUGAUAUCCUAAAGAAGCAGGGUUACCAGGUGGAAUUCCUCAAGUCCUCUCUGCCCGAGGACCAAUUGAUCGAGAAGAUUCGCGACGUGCAUGUGAUUGGUAUCCGCUCCAAGACAAAGCUGUCCGCACGAGUCCUCAAGGAGGCCAAGAACCUGAUCGUCAUUGGAUGUUUCUGUAUCGGAACCAACCAGGUUGAUCUUCAAUAUGCCGCCGAGCAGGGUAUCGCGGUCUUCAACUCCCCCUUCAGCAACUCUCGCAGUGUCGCUGAGUUGGUCAUUGGGGAGAUCAUCUGUCUGGCCCGUCAGUUGUGCGAUCGUUCCAGCGAAAUGCACAACGGCACCUGGAACAAGGUCAGCAACAAGUGCUGGGAGAUUCGUGGCAAGACCCUCGGGAUUGUGGGGUACGGUCACAUCGGUGCGCAAUUGUCUGUUCUGGCAGAGUCCAUGGGCAUGUCAGUCAUCUAUUACGAUGUGCUCAACUUGAUGUCCCUGGGUACGGCUCGCCAGGUCGGCUCUCUGGAGGAGCUUCUGGGCCAGGCCGACUUUGUCACCUGUCACGUCCCCGAGCUGCCCGAGACUAAGGGCAUGUUCGGCCAGCAGCAGUUCGAACAGAUGAAGCAGGGCAGCUACCUCAUCAAUGCCAGCCGUGGUACCGUGGUGGAUAUCCCCGCGCUGAUCGAGGCCAUGCGCAGCGGCAAAGUGGCCGGUGCCGCGUUGGACGUGUACCCCAACGAGCCCGCCGGUAACGGUGAUUACUUCAACAACGACCUGAACUCUUGGGGUACCGAUCUCCGUGCACUCAAGAAUUUGAUCUUGACCCCCCACAUUGGAGGUUCCACCGAGGAGGCCCAGAGUGCCAUCGGCGUGGAGGUGGCCACGGCACUGACCCGUUACGUCAACGAGGGAUCUACCCAGGGUGCCGUAAACAUGCCCGAAGUGUCUUUGCGUUCCUUGACCAUUGACGAGCCCAGCCAUGCUCGGGUGGUGUAUAUUCACAAGAACAUUCCCGGUGUGUUGCGCAGAGUCAACGAGAUUCUCGGUGACCACAACGUCGACAAGCAGAUGACCGAUAGCCGAGGCGACGUUGCCUAUUUGAUGGCCGAUAUCAGCGACGUCAACACCACGCAGAUCAAGGAACUCUACUCCAGCCUCGAGAGCCUAAAUUCUCGUAUCAUGACCCGCAUCCUUUACUAG